Cyanistes caeruleus (blue tit) is the source of this 1181-nucleotide messenger RNA. The record is from RefSeq and is a predicted model, not a curated record. NCBI's taxonomy places the organism in Eukaryota, Metazoa, Chordata, Aves, Passeriformes, Paridae.
CAUCUGGAGCUCGCCGAGCUGGGGCCGCUCCUGGAGGAGAAAGGGGACCAAGGAGCCACCGGAGCUGCCAGCGCUGAGGAUCCACCAGGCCCGGCAGCCCGUGAGGAAGAGGAGGAGGAGGUGGUGCGGGUGCUGACCCUGCCCCUGCAGGCUCACCAUGCCAUGGAGAAGAUGGAAGAGUUCGUGUACAAGGUGUGGGAAGGACGCUGGCGUGUGAUCCCGUAUGACGUCCUGCCCGACUGGCUCAAGGACAAUGAUUACCUCCUGCACGGACACCGGCCCCCCAUGCCCUCCUUCCGUGCCUGCUUCCGGAGCAUCUUCCGGAUACACACUGAGACAGGCAACAUCUGGACACACCUGCUGGGGUUUGUUCUGUUCCUCUGCCUGGGGAUCCUGACCAUGCUGCGGCCCAACAUGUACUUUAUGGCUCCUCUCCAAGAGAAGGUGGUGUUUGGGAUGUUCUUCCUGGGAGCAGUGCUGUGCCUCAGCUUCUCCUGGCUUUUCCACACUGUCUACUGUCACUCAGAGAAGGUCUCACGGACUUUUUCAAAGUUGGAUUAUUCAGGAAUUGCACUGCUGAUCAUGGGGAGCUUCGUCCCGUGGCUCUACUACUCAUUCUACUGCUCUCCACAGCCAAGACUCAUCUACCUCUCCAUCGUCUGUGUCUUGGGUAUCUCUGCCAUCAUUGUGGCACAGUGGGACCGAUUUGCCACUCCCAAGCACAGGCAGACCAGAGCAGGCGUGUUCCUGGGGCUGGGACUGAGCGGGGUUGUGCCCACCAUGCACUUCACCAUUGCUGAAGGCUUUGUGAAGGCCACCACGGUAGGGCAGAUGGGCUGGUUCUUCCUCAUGGCUGUGAUGUACAUCACGGGCGCUGGGCUCUAUGCUGCCCGCAUCCCUGAGCGCUUCUUCCCGGGCAAGUUCGACAUCUGGUUCCAGUCUCAUCAGAUCUUCCAUGUGCUGGUAGUGGCUGCAGCCUUCGUCCACUUCUAUGGGGUGUCCAACCUGCAGGAAUUCCGCUACGGCCUGGAAGGGGGGUGCACAGACGACUCUCUCCUCUGAGAGCGCCUGGUUUUAGUACAAGCUUCCUAAGUGCUUUUUAAACUCUUGUCUUUGCUAAAAUCAAAGGAAGACUCAAAACCAUUUGGGGUUGUUGGUUUGUUGUUUUUUUUCUUUUAAAG